GGUCCCCUGGCGGGUGGGGGGCUGUCAAGGCGCCGCCCCAAUCCCCGGGGUCGGUUCGGUCGCUGGUGCGACCCUUGGUUCGGGCCCGGAGGACUGGAGGGCAGGGCGGGUGUCACGCGUUGACCAACGCCUCCGUCACACUCCCCCACCCCCGCCUCCGCUCUUCCGUCGUCGGCCGAACCUGGCGGUUGGAGCUGCCGAGGCCCGGCCACGGGAGAGGACCCGCCAGCACCAGGGCCCCUGGUCUCAGUGCCCCCUCCCCGGCCGGCAUCGCCCGCGCCGGGUCCGGGCACCAGCCGAGGGGUAGGCUGCCGGCCCAAAUGUGGCGAGCGGGCCCCACGGGAGACGUGCGGAGCAGCCGUGAAGAUGGCCUAUGCGACCCUUUAUUUGUCCCAUUUUGUAACUCUGUGUGUCACAUCGGGUUGUCUGAAAAGUGGAGGCAUUGCUGUUCAUCUUGGAUGUCGCAGAUGCGCCCACUCCUCCGCCUCUGAUGCAGAAUUCGACGCUGUGGUUGGCUACUUGGAGGGCAUUAUCAUGGAUGACGAGUUCCAGUUAUUACAGAGAAAUUUCAUGGACAAGUACUACCAGGAAUUUGAAGACACAGAAGAGAAUAAACUCAUCUACACGCCUAUUUUUAACGAAUAUAUUUCUUUAGUGGAAAAGUACAUCGAAGAACAGCUACUGGAGCGGAUUCCUGGCUUCAACAUGGCGGCCUUCACGACAACCUUACAGCACCACAAAGAUGAGGUGGCCGGUGACAUAUUCGACAUGCUGCUCACGUUUACCGAUUUUCUGGCUUUUAAAGAAAUGUUUUUGGACUACAGAGCAGAAAAAGAAGGCCGGGGACUGGACUUAAGCAGUGGUCUCGUGGUGACGUCACUGUGCAAGUCAUCCUCCCUGCCCACUUCCCAGAACCACCUGCGGCACUAGGUCCCCUCCAGCAACGAGAUUGUUCAACAUCAGCCCAGGGCACGGGAGAGGCGUCAGCUACAGCUAGCGACAGGAUAGAUCUUGGGGAGACCGGCUCUGUUCCGCAAUCCUUCGUUAACAUCAAGUAUUGAUGGAGGAAAAAAAAUGGUAUGACCCUCCUGAGACCCGUUUCUUCAGAAAACCCUUGUGUUCAGUAACCCUAGUGCUCCUCCCUCGGUGGGCAUCUCUCUCGGGGGCUUGAGUCAGCGCCUGUGGAUGAGUCCACGUCCAGCAUUCCACCUGGGGGCUUGCUUCCCCCGCACACGUGUUGGGGUGUCGCACCCAUGGGUUUCCCUGGUUGGGAGCAUUUAUCUAGGGUGUUCCUCAAGCUGCUGCCGGACUUGAAACUUCUGGAGCUCCUAUCACCACCGAGGGUCUUGGCUGUCAGAGUCACCGAGAGAGAUGUCCUUUACCUAAAAGCUACCUGUCCGAGUCAGCGCCUAGUCUCACAUCCGCAGUCCCUGUCCCCAUGUCACUGUCUUCUGGUCCUGAUGUAGCCCCCGUUUCCAGAACUCUCCCUUAAGCAUUUUUGAAAAAACGAUUUUUAUAGUUAAAUGCUCAGGCUGACCUAGUGGAUAUAAUCUUGGAAGUUCCACGAUUACCCACUUCAAGGUCAAAGUAUUAUAUGCUUUUUAGUUGUUAGUGCCCCGAACGCGGAGGCUCCGUUGGCGCCGCGAGUGUGUGCUUCCGCGGAAGUGGGUCAGGUCCCCUUUGCUCAGCAUGUGUGUUCGUGCAGGCUCGCGCCAGCUUUUUCUGUGUAAACCGCGUGGUUAGGUUUUCUGUUGGAACAGAGGGUCUGCAAUGCUUUCCUGUCAAAACCUUCCCACCAGCGCAGUGUCUGCUGGUUAGCUCAGCUCCCGGUGUGCACCUUAGAUGUUUUUGAAAAUAAAAAUAAGACUCUGUACUGACUUCAUGUGGCUGUUCUGGUUUUAAAGGAUGAGCUGUACAGAGGCUGUGUGUUUUCUGUACUGAUGUGGCGCUCGUUAAGUGCUUUUGUAUCGUUAAGUAAAAUUGAGGUGUUUUGCAAGAACCAA
Myotis myotis is the source of this 2003-nucleotide messenger RNA. It is a transcript of the gene ARL2BP, whose product is annotated as ADP ribosylation factor like GTPase 2 binding protein. Gene Ontology annotation, biological process: maintenance of protein location in nucleus; positive regulation of tyrosine phosphorylation of STAT protein. The coding region runs from base 367 to 930 and encodes 187 amino acids. The transcript has 6 exons. Gene Ontology annotation, cellular component: mitochondrial intermembrane space. The record is from RefSeq and is a predicted model, not a curated record. Lineage: Eukaryota; Metazoa; Chordata; Mammalia; Chiroptera; Vespertilionidae.